UCUCAGCAAGGGGAAAAGACAGAGCGGCGUCAUUUUCAUGAGUUUGGGUUCUACCAUGCACCCAUUCGUGAGAAUCACUUAGGAAGUCGGUGCUAGCAUCUGUCUGCUCAUUAAACCCCCACCCCCACCCCCACCUCUUAAUAUUUCUUCCUCGCUGCUCUUUUCUCAGCAACCGAGUUGCAAGAAAACAAACGGUUGAUCAAGAAACCAUGUCAGUAAUUGCUUCCCACACCACCUCUCUCCUCCGGUCACCCCCUUCCCCCGGCAGUCUUCCGGAGAAAAAUCCUCUUCGUCUUUCCACCGCCGUUGUUGCAGGUGUUUUUCUUCCUCGGACUUCACCGGUGAUCACUUCCCUGCAAUAUCAUGCAAUUCCCGGAGGCGGCCGAUACAUAGAUGUGAUUGAGAGUGGUGAGGGAGUGAUGAAGUGGAAGAAGGAUAAUGUGGAGAAUGACAGAGAUAAAAUAUCAGAUAAGAUACGGGAAUUAGUGGGGGUGAUUCGAUCGAUGCUGCGGUCCAUGGAUGACGGGGAGAUAAGCGUGUCGCCCUAUGACACCGCGUGGGUGGCGCUGCUGGAGGAUAUUGGCGGCGGUGGAGUGCCGCAGUUUCCUUCCAGCAUCCACUGGAUUUCCAACAACCAGCACGACGAUGGAUCGUGGGGUGACAGGGACACCUUUACGGCUCAUGACAGAAUCAUCAACACAUUAGCAUGUGUGGUUGCUUUGAAAUCCUGGAAAUUGCACCCUGACAAAACCGAUAAAGGGAUAUCAUUUAUUAGAGAGAACAUUCACAAGCUAGAGGAUGAAAAUGAGGAGCAGAUGCCAAUCGGGUUCGAAGUGGCGCUGCCAUCGCUCAUCGAAAUAGCCAAAAGCCUGGGCAUCCACAUUCCCAAUCAUUCCCCAGCCCUGCAACGCAUACACGCCCGAAGAGACUUGAAGCUCAGAAGGAUACCAUGGGACACAUUGCACAGAGUGCCCACCACUUUACUGCACAGCUUGGAAGGGAUGCCGGGCCUGGAUUGGCAAAAGCUAUUGAACUUACAGUCUGCUGACGGCUCAUUCCUCUUCUCUCCAUCCUCCACUGCCUUUGCUCUCCAGCAGACCAAGAAUGAGAAUUGCCUCAAAUAUCUUGCUGACAUUGUUCAAAAAUUCAAUGGGGGAGUUCCGAAUGUGUACCCUGUGGACUUGUUUGAGCGGCUCUGGGCCGUAGAUCGCUUGCAGAGGCUGGGAAUUUCGCGGUACUUUCAACAUGAAAUUGACGAAUGUAUCGAUUAUGUUCAUAGAUACUGGACGAAUAAAGGGAUCUGUUGGGCAAGAAACUCUAAGGUUCAAGACAUUGACGACACGGCAAUGGGGUUUAGGCUUCUGAGGUUGCAUGGUUACGAUGUUUCUACUGAUGUGUUCAAGCACUUUGAGAAUAGUGGAGAGUUCUUCUGCUUCGUGGGGCAGACCGACCAGGCUGUUACUGGAAUAUACAACUUGUAUCGGGCUUCUCAGGUUAUGUUUCCCGGAGAAGACAUACUUGCAGAUGCAAGAAAGUUCUCGACCAAGUUCUUGCAAGAAAAAAGAGCUAGUAAUGAACUACUUGAUAAAUGGGUUAUCGCCAAAGACCUGCCAGGCGAGGUGGGGUAUGCACUAGAUCUGCCGUGGUACGCGAGUCUACCUCGGCUUGAAACGAGAUUCUUCUUAGAACAGUACGGUGGGGACAACGACGUUUGGAUUGGAAAAACCUUGUACAGAAUGCCGUAUAUUAAUAAUAACACCUAUCUCGAGCUGGCGAAAUUAGACUAUAACAAUUGUCAGGCCCUACAUCAGCACGAGUGGAAAAGUAUUCAAAAAUGGUAUAAAAAUUGUGGGCUCUGGGAGUUUGGGUUGAGUGAAAGAAGCCUUCUUCAAGCUUACUAUGUAGCUGCAGCCAGUAUAUUCGAGCCAGAAAAAUCAACAGAGCGAUUAGCUUGGGCUAAGACCGCGGUUUUAGUGGAGACAAUUGUAUCGUAUUUCGACAGGCAACAACUUUCCAGGGAACAAAAACGAGUCUUUUUUAACGAAUUCAGACAUGACAGCAUUGUCGGGGAUGCAAAUGGAGUACGGCAUAAAACAAGAAAGAGUUUGGCGGGAAUUUUGAUUAGGACUGUGAGUCACCUGUCAUUGGACACACUAUUAGCGCACGGCAAAGACAUCUAUCAAGAAUUGUAUCAUGCGUGGGAAAAGUGGUUGAGAUUAACAUGGGAAGAAGGAUAUGAUGAUAUGGGGCAAGCUAGAGACGCAGAGCUUUUCGUGCAUACCUUGAAUCUAAGCAGCGGAAAAUGCAACAAUAGAGUUUUAGUUGAAUCAGUGUUGUCCCAUCCCAAGUAUCAAGAGCUCCUGCAGGUCACUAGUAGAGUCUGCCACCACCUUCGCCUGUUUCAUAACCGAAAGGUGCAUGAGGGCAAAGGGUGUGUAGGUGACAUGGGAGGAGGCAUCACCACUGUCCAAAUAGAGUCGGACAUGCGAGAACUGGUGAAACUAGUACUGCUCACCCAAUUCUCUGGAGAUUUAGAUUAUAGUAUCAAGCAAAACUUUCUUGUAGUGGCUAAAAGUUUUUAUUACACUGCGUAUUGUAGCCCAGGAAGUAUCAAUUUCCACAUAGCUAAAGUGCUCUUUGAUAGAGUAAUAUGCACAUGAGAUGAACUCAUCGAUCACUCAUCAUAGUGGAAUUGAUUUGAUUCUUUAGUACGAA
Molecule: messenger RNA, 2715 nt
Organism: Sesamum indicum (sesame)
Lineage: Eukaryota; Viridiplantae; Streptophyta; Magnoliopsida; Lamiales; Pedaliaceae
Product: ent-copalyl diphosphate synthase 1
Biological process (GO): gibberellin biosynthetic process
Cellular component (GO): chloroplast
Molecular function (GO): magnesium ion binding; terpene synthase activity
Source: RefSeq, a predicted model, not a curated record